Messenger RNA from Heterostelium album PN500, 1587 nucleotides. RefSeq names its product putative endonuclease V. The transcript has a single exon. The coding region runs from base 1 to 1587 and encodes 528 amino acids. The record is from RefSeq and is a predicted model, not a curated record. Gene Ontology annotation, biological process: DNA repair. Lineage: Eukaryota; Evosea; Eumycetozoa; Acytosteliales; Acytosteliaceae. Gene Ontology annotation, cellular component: cytoplasm; nucleolus. Gene Ontology annotation, molecular function: RNA endonuclease activity producing 5'-phosphomonoesters, hydrolytic mechanism; single-stranded RNA binding.
AUGUUUGACGAUACUCAAGAACAACUUGAAAAAUUAGAUUCUCUUUUGAGAUCAUGUUAUAUCUCUGAGCAAGAGUACAGCACAAGAAAAAAUGAGAUUUUAGGUGUUAAAUCUGUUGCAAGCACUGCCACACCGGCCACUGCUAACAACUACAGCAAUAACAACAACAAUGUACAACAGUCAACUUCAUCAUAUUCAAACAACUAUGAUGAUCAAUACAAUUAUCAGCAAUCAAACUACCAACAACCAACCUAUCAACAACCGACCUAUCAAAGUCAAUCUUCUACCUUUAAAAAUAUCUAUUCCAUCGGUAUAGACACAGAUAUGAAUGAUGAUAGUGAUAAUAUCCCAGUUUUAAAUGAAACAUUCUCUAGUGUUUCAAUUACAGAUAAUAGUCAUCAUUAUAAUAAUAAUAAUAAUAAUACUAAUAAUAAUAACUAUAGCAAUAAUAAUAAUAGUUAUAAAAAUAACAAUAAUAAUAAUAAGAAUAAUAAUAAUAAUAAGAAUAAAAAUAAUCAAAGUAAUUCAACACCAAAACCAGUAUCUGAUCAACCCACAUUUGCAUCAGCAGUAUUUGGUAAUCCAACAAAUAAUCAACCAACAUUUGCAUCAGCAGUAUUUGGUGGUGCUAAUAGCAAUCAAACACCGAGUAAUACACCAACAUUUGCAUCGGUAGUCUUUAAUGGAGUUCCAUUACCAGCUCAGAAGCAAGUUGCUAAACCAACUCAAAAGAUUGCCACCUCAUCCAAUACCUAUAACGGUCGAGAAUAUAAAUUUGAUGCCUUCCAAACCAACACUGUUUUGCAUGUGGAUAUUUCAAAUUGGUCAAAGGAGAAGGACAACUACGGUAGACCAAACGAUCCCGCUCCAGAUCAAAUGAACAAAUGGAAGGCCGAACAACUCAAAAUGGCUGCCUCCGUCGUCAAGACCAACUCAAACAAUUUGAAACUCUCGGAUUUGAAAUACAUUGGAGGUGUCGAUAUCUCUUUUGCCAAGAACAACAAGAUUGAUGCGUGUGCAUCGAUCGUUGUCAUUGAGUAUCCAUCACUCAAGGUCGUCUAUGAAUCAUACAAGAUGGUAAAGCUAACACAACCGUAUAUCGCCGGUUAUCUUGCAUUCCGUGAGAUUCCACAUCUGCUUCCACUCUGGAACGACCUGAAGAGAAACGCUCCCUAUCUCGUCCCACAGGUGAUGGUGCUCGAUGGCAAUGGAAUCAAUCACAUGAGAGGUCUGGGAGCAGCCUGUCAUUUGGGUGUGAUGAUCGAUUGUCCAACGAUUGGUGUGGCCAAGCAACUCCUGGUUUGCCACGGUGUGACAAAUGAACUCAUUGAAGAUCAAUUCAAUCAACGUGGAAACAGUGCAACCAUUGAGAUGCGUAAUAGCAUGAACAACGAACUACUGGGAUACGCCAUGAAGAAUGUUGACUCUGAAAACAUCUAUAUCUCACCAGGACACAAGAUGGACGCGAAAUUAGCAUUGGAAAUCGCGAAAGCGACACUCAACAACCGUCCGAUUCCAGAACCAACCUUCCAAGCUGACAAGUUAUCAAGACAAUUCUUGAAACAAUAUUAUUCAAAGUUUAGAUAG